AUGCCUGGUUCACUUGCAUCUCAAAUCCAUGUUUUUGAAAAAGCAUUGGUGGCAAUCAUAGCGUUGUUUCUGCUGAUGUCAAGUAGUUCAUUAUCCUUUUUGAAUGGAGACGGUAAAUCUGUUUCAUCCGGGGCGCAUUUUUCUAAUCUGUUGAUCGAAAGUAAGAACAACCCCAAGGAAGAUGCUAGAAUCAAUAAUGAUAUUGGUAAAUCUAAAGGAUCCGAAGAAGAUAUGAAAUUAAAAGAUGAUAGUGAUAAACCUGCUAAAGGAAGUGGUGAUUCAGGUUCCGGCUCAAAUAAUAAUGGUCAAAGGGUUUUUGAUGCUAAAGCUGCUUUAUUGGAGAUUAGAGCUUUAAAACCUAUGGUUAUAUUUUCCAAAUCUUAUUGUCCAUAUUCCAUGAAGUUGAAGAAGUUAAUUGCCGAAAACUAUCAAAUAACUCCAGAACCGAUGAUUGUUGAAUUAGAUAAACACCAAUUUGGUGCUGAAUUACAAGAGUAUUUGGGAGAAAUAAGUGGUAGAAAAACAGUACCAAACGUGGUUAUUGGGAAGUCAGUGGAAUCUAAAGGUGGAUGUGACGAUUUCCUUGAAUUACAUAACAAGGGGAAAUUACUAGAUAAGUUAAAGAUUUGGGGUGAUAACAAUCUUGAUGUUAAAAAGAUCGGUCCACCAUCAAAUGCUUAG
This is a messenger RNA of Lizanozyma spartinae, 681 nucleotides long. Its product is annotated as glutathione-disulfide reductase. Gene Ontology annotation, cellular component: fungal-type vacuole; cis-Golgi network; cytoplasm. Gene Ontology annotation, biological process: cellular response to oxidative stress. Gene Ontology annotation, molecular function: glutathione disulfide oxidoreductase activity. The record is from RefSeq and is a predicted model, not a curated record. The coding region runs from base 1 to 681 and encodes 226 amino acids. The transcript is spliced from 3 exons. NCBI's taxonomy places the organism in Eukaryota, Fungi, Ascomycota, Pichiomycetes, Serinales, Debaryomycetaceae.